AUGAUACGGCCAGUACGCAAAAAAUGGUCUGGUAUAUUGCGUUCAUUUGUGAAUAGAGUCACAACGAACAGAAAUAUCACACUAGAUGCUAGUCUACGAGCCACACUUAGUCAAGCACCAAAGGCAAACGUCAUAGUGAUAGGUGGUGGACAUGCUGGUUGCGAAGCUGCCACGGGAUCUGCGAGGAGUGGUAGCAAUACAGUACUGGUGACUCCAUUUCUGGACAAGAUCGGGACUUGUUCUUGUAACCCAUCGAUGGGUGGCGUGGGCAAGGGCACAUUAUUAAGAGAAGUAGAUGCUCUGGACGGUGUUGCUGCCCGGAUCACUGACUUGGCCGGUAUCCAAUUCAAGAUCUUGAAUAGAAGUAAAGGGGCUGCAGUUUGGGGACCAAGAGUACAGAUCGAUCGAGAUAUAUAUUUGAGAAAGAUGCAAGAAGAAUUACGAUCAUACGCAAAUUUGAAAUUACAUCAAGGGAAAGUGACAGAUUUAAUUAUUGAUGAUGGACAAGAGGGAAAUACCGAAUUUGGUAAAGUGUGUGGUGUGAUUCUUGAGGAUGGUUCCAUCAUGGGAGCCACCAAGAUAGUCAUUACCACAGGUACAUUCUUAAAUGCCGAAAUUCAUGUUGGGCUUCGAACCUAUCCUGCUGGUCGAAUUGGAGAAUUGCCUACGUAUGGUAUCAGCACUACCUUGUCACAGGCUGGAUUUAAACUGGGACGCUUGAAAACGGGGACUCCAGCAAGGUUAGAUGGUACAACAAUUGAUUUUACCCAUUUAGAAAAACAAUAUGGUGACGAUCCACCUAUCCCGAUGAGUUUUAUGAAUGAAACAGUUCCAAUUAAAAAACAAGUUUUAUGUUAUGGAACAAGGACAACUUCAGAAUUGCAUGAAUAUUUGAAAGCCAAUCUGCAUAGGAGUAUCCAUAUAAGAGAGACUGUGAAGGGGCCUCGUUACUGUCCCUCCAUUGAGGCGAAAAUAGUUCGGUUUACAGACAAGGACUCCCAUCGAAUAUGGUUAGAACCAGAAGGACUGAAUACAGAUGUCAUAUACCCGAAUGGUGUUUCAAACUCAAUGCCUGAAGAUGUUCAAUUGAAAAUGAUGAGAAUGAUACCUGGUUUAGAGAAAGUAAAGAUAUUGCAGCAUGCCUACGGUGUAGAAUAUGAUUAUGUAGAUCCUACUCAAUUAAGAAACACUUUAGAGACUAGAUCGAUUUCUGGGUUGUAUCUAGCAGGCCAGAUUAAUGGGACCACAGGAUACGAAGAAGCUUGUGCCCAGGGUGUCAUUGCAGGAAUCAACGCAGGGCUCUCUUCCCAAGAUAAAGAGGAAUUAGUCCUUGAUCGAUCAAAUUCGUAUAUUGGUGUUCUCAUUGAUGAUUUGAUCACCAAGGGGGUAGAGGAACCAUACAGAAUGUUCACUUCAAGAUCAGAGUUUAGAUUAAGUGUUCGUGCUGAUAACGCCGAUUCCAGGUUAACCCCACUGGGGUACCAAUAUGGUGUUAUUGGGGAAACACGUUGGAAAAAGUAUCAAAAAGAUGCACAGAUUUAUGAAGAGGUAACUAACAAAUUGAAGAAUUUCCAAUUAAGUGCUGAAAAAUGGCAAGAAGCCUUGGGAAUCCCCAUAUCACAAGCCUCACAACGAAAGUCUGCCUGGGAGAUAUUUAGAAAGAAUGGGAUGACACUGGAAAGGAUUGUGGAAGCGGCUCCUGAAGUGAACAUCUCCUUGAGAGGAAUUCCCCAGCAGGUUAAAUUACAAAUUGAGGUACAAGCCAAAUACGAGCCAUAUUUGAAAAAACAGAAGCAGUACAUCAGGGCAUUCCAGGCAGAUGAAAACAUACUACUGCCUCAACAGAUAGAUUAUGACAAAGUGGCCAGUCUCUCCUCUGAAUGCAAAAUGCAUCUUAAUCGGAUCCAGCCUGCAACUAUCGGACAAGCCAGACGAGUGCAAGGAGUCACCGCAGCAGCGCUGUUUGAACUAUACAAGCUGGCUAAAUUGCAUACUUCUGCCCACCCACACUAG
This is a messenger RNA of Naumovozyma castellii, 2013 nucleotides long. It is a transcript of the gene MTO1, whose product is annotated as tRNA modification protein MTO1. The transcript has a single exon. NCBI's taxonomy places the organism in Eukaryota, Fungi, Ascomycota, Saccharomycetes, Saccharomycetales, Saccharomycetaceae. The record is from RefSeq and is a predicted model, not a curated record. The coding region runs from base 1 to 2013 and encodes 670 amino acids.